AUGUUCAGUAUGUACGCGCUGGACGCUGGGCGACUGGCAAAUGACACCCACAACGUCACGUGGGCGGGAGACGCUCCGCCGUCGCCAACAAGUGGCUUCGCGACGGACAACACCACCGAGCCCUUCUCCCUCAAUGCCACCCAGACCGACAUUAUCAACAACGAACUCGUCCAGGCGACCUUCUGCCUCCUCUACACCAUCAUCUUCAUCCUGGGCGUCGUUGGAAACCUCCUGGUGUGCUAUGUGGUAUUCAGGAACAAAGCCAUGCAGACUGUGACGAAUUUCUUCAUCACGAAUCUCGCUCUGUCGGACAUCUUGCUCUGCAUCCUCGCCGUGCCCUUCACGCCACUUUACACCUUCCUGCGCCGCUGGGUUUUCGGCGUGGCGCUGUGUCACUUGGUGCCCUUCGCGCAGGGCUGCAGCGUGUACAUUUCCACGCUCACGCUCACGGCCGUGGCGAUAGAUCGCUUCUUCGUGAUCAUGUAUCCCUUCCAGCCGCGCAUGAAACUGUCCGUGUGCAUCUGGAUCAUCGUGACGAUCUGGAUGUUCUCCAUUCUGGGUACAAUGCCGUACGGGCUCUUCAUGCAGAUCAUCACCGGCAAGGAUGACCAGAACGCCGAUGUGGCGCUGUGCGAGGAGGAUUGGCCCUCGGAGCAGUGGCGGAAGGUGUUCGGAGCCCUGACGUCACUGCUGCAGUUUGCCUUCCCGCUGGUCAUCAUCACUUACUGCUACAUUUGUGUGUCUAUCAAGCUCAAUGAUCGCGCCAAGUCGAAGCCCGGCAGCAAGACCUCGAAGCGCGAGGAGGCGGAUCGCGACCGGAAGAAGCGCACCAAUCGGAUGCUAAUCGCCAUGGUGGCGGUGUUCGCCAUCUCCUGGCUGCCGCUGAACCUUGUGAACAUCUUCCACGACUUCUACUCGGUGGAGGAGGAGUGGCAAUUCACCACGCUGAUCUUCUUCAUCUCGCACUGCGUCGCCAUGUCCUCCACGUGCUACAAUCCCUUCCUGUACGCCUGGCUCAACGAGAACUUCCGCAAGGAGUUCAAGCAACUCAUGCCGUGCUUCUUCGGUCCCAACAGCGCCCUCGCGAGCGCCCCCUCGGCCAGCAUGGCGGAGGGCAGGAACCGACCCAAGGCGCGCAGCUCCCAGUGCAAUGGCGCCAACAGCGAGGCCAUGGCGGAGAGUCUGCUGCCGCAGAAGAGCAACACGGCGCCACGUGACGACGGAGAUUGCGUCAAUAUGUCAACCACAGGCACCGUCGCCUCCUCGACCACGGCAGCUUCCUCGUCCACGUCGUCCUCGCCGCCGCCGUACGCGGCCGCCGUGAAGCACCACGAUAAGACUUUCCUCCUCCCCAGCGGCGUCCUGGAGACCCACUUCGAGGAGAAUCCCAUGACAAACAAUGCAUGAGUGACACCUCAACGCGAUUCAACGUGAGAUGCUUUUCAGUGAGGUGCAAUUUUUACAGAGCGAAUUUACUGUCCAACGACAGCUUGAGGUGAGCUAUAAAGUCUGGAUCACAACUAAAGCAGCGCAAGACUUCAUUAAGCACCAUUUUGCAAGGAGAGCCACUUGUAUUAUAAUGCUAUUUUGUAUAGGAUGAGAGACUAUAUAAUUCUAUGUGAAGGAAAAACCAUGUUGAGAUGGGAAUUUGUGGCGAGAAGAGAUGCUGCUAAGGAGCCCCAAAUAGCAAUCUUCAGCGUUGAUUUUCUCCAAUCAAACUGUCGAAGAAGCUUUUCUCACAUUUCACUAAUUUUUACAGUCAUUCGCGCUGAGGGGAAAAUCAAUUACGAAGAUGUCAAUUUCACCACAAAUUCCUUGAUUAUAUAAGCCCCAUUAUCAAUAUUCUUCGAUGUAGAAAUCUGAGUUCCUUCCGUUUCUUAAGAAAAAUACAGAGAGCUUGAUGACGCGAGGGAGAAAAGCAUUCAAGAUGUUAGUGCUAAAUAGAGUUAUAUUAUAGUGUAGACUUAGAUAUUGAGAAUGUAGGCUUAGCAUAGGAGUUUAUGUAAAUUAUAUGAGUAGGUAUUGAUGAUGUGUGAUAAAGAAACAUAUUAAUGAAUAAAUAAUUGUUAAAUUG
This is a messenger RNA of Phlebotomus argentipes, 2074 nucleotides long. RefSeq names its product prolactin-releasing peptide receptor-like. Gene Ontology annotation, biological process: G protein-coupled receptor signaling pathway. The record is from RefSeq and is a predicted model, not a curated record. The coding region runs from base 1 to 1407 and encodes 468 amino acids. The transcript has 3 exons. Gene Ontology annotation, cellular component: neuron projection; plasma membrane. Gene Ontology annotation, molecular function: neuropeptide Y receptor activity; neuropeptide binding. Lineage: Eukaryota; Metazoa; Arthropoda; Insecta; Diptera; Psychodidae.